Symphalangus syndactylus (siamang) is the source of this 2961-nucleotide messenger RNA. RefSeq lists its product as uncharacterized. NCBI's taxonomy places the organism in Eukaryota, Metazoa, Chordata, Mammalia, Primates, Hylobatidae. The record is from RefSeq and is a predicted model, not a curated record.
AUGUGCCUGGCUCAGCCCAGCAAGCUGACAUUUGAAAGCUCACAGCUAUCCUGUGAGCUGCGUGCCUCUUGGGUGCUGCUCUGUGGGCCCCGCAGCCUCCUGUCAGCUCCUUCUGGCGCCUGCUCUGUGGGUGUUCCUUCGUCCAAGGCGCCUGCAGCUCUCAGAGGGUCCGUGGGGUGGGGAGAGAGCUCAGUGCCCCGCAUCCACCAGCACCAUCUCCGACCCCUGGGCAGGCUUCGUGUUAGAGGUGGCAGCCAGGUCCUGCCAACGGAAGAUGCUGGGCCUUGGAAACAGCCUGCACUGUGGGUGACCCGGCUGGCCGGGCCCAAACUGGCUGCCAAGAAAAGGGAGCGGGAAAGGAAAACAGCUCUCGGCCACGUCGCCUGUGUAACCGAAUCUGUUUUCAAAGCCCCUCGCAACGCGGGCUCUGCAUUCGGCAUGGCAGGCACUGGCCGCCAGAUCACCGAGGACCGCUCAGGGGGUCUUCUGGGAGGAGCUCAAAGCGAGUUUGUUUUUGGGGAGGAGGUCAUUGCACUCAAGACGUCUGCCAGUGACAGGCUUGGAGCCCCAUCAAGGGGACCUGUCCUGGGCUGGGCUGUCGGCGGAGGAGCAGCGUGGAGGAGCUGGGAGCGCCCAGCCUGCCUGUGGGUUGCAUUGCCGCUUCCUGCCCAGGAGCCCUGCGGCCGUCUGUCCGCCUCUGAGCAGGACAGUGGGGUUUCCUGGCCAGGAGCAGAGUUUGCCACGUUCCAGUUCUGUCUGCCCAAUGUUCAGCUUUUGGGUUUGGCUGAAGCUGCUCUGGGGAUUAUGCAAAAACCUGUCUGAGGGAGUGAGAACGCAGAGGCACCUUGGAGCCAGCCAUGGCUUCAAUCUCUGAGGAUUUGCAACAAAGACACACAUUUGCUGGGCCUGAGCAAAGAGGGAAAGCCACUCCUUCAGCAAUGAAGGAGAAGGAGCGCCGAGAUCUUGGUUUGGCUUUUCUGGGUGGAGGCCUGGUGGAGUGGAGCAAAGGGCAGCCAUUCCCAGCGAUCAGGAGCCAGGCCAGGCCUACUGACACCUUGAUGCUGAGGGGCCAGAGCAGCCCUGUGCGAUGUCCCGAAGUCCCAGGGUCUUGGCAGGUGGAGGCAGAUGGACCAAGCAAGGCCUUUGUGUUCCAGGGCACUUUGCAGGCAGCAGGACCCCCAGGUCCUCUGGAGAGGGUGGCUGGAGACUCAGCCUGGAGCUGCUGCCCCCCGCACCUCAGGAUACCUGCCUGCGUGCGCCAUCCAUUGUUUGGGGGCUGCACAGAGCACAGUUUUGAGCAGGGAGUUGGGUGUCACCUUGGAAUGGCUGUGAGAUGUGUGGGACCCUGGGGGGCCACCUGGGGUCAAGCCCAGCCCUGCCCCUUGGGCUCUGGGACCCUGGGGGAGCCACUUGCAUGCUCUGUGCCUCGGUCUGUGACCCUGGAGGAGGGUGGUGAUGUCCAUCUCUGGGGACGAUGGUUGCAUCUCAAGGGUGAGGGCCCCAGGCCUGCCAGGUGCUUCGAGUACAGUCCAUGGGGGCGGCCUCUCGGGGCUGCUCUGGUGGGUGGCCAGACCCUGCUGGAAUGUGACUCUGUUCCUGGGAUCAGGACCUGCGGGGUGGCCUUUGUCAGGUCCUGCCAUUUCCAAGCCUCAGUUUCCCAAUCUGUGGUGGGGUUGGCGUGAGGAGAUGAGAAAUGCACCCAGGGAGCGCUGGCUGGCGCUGCAGGGCAGCAAAGAGGAGCCACCAUGGUCACUCUUGGAAAAGCCCCCAGCCCUGCACCGGCAGGGCAGUGAGAAAGUCCACGGCUGCUGCUGUCCUGGCCGCCCAAGCCCGGGAGAGGCAGCAGCCUUGGCCACACUCCUGCCAAGAGCUAGCUCAGGGGCCCAGGGCCGCUGAGAUCACUGGGCAGUUCCCAGGCCGGCUGGGCUGUCCCCUCGUCAGGAGGGCAGGGCUGGCAGGUUUGUGGACGCCUUCCCAGGCUGACCCCCACAAUAGCCGCCCUGCUCCACCCCGAAUCUACCCGUCCCAGGCUGCGCCUGCCUCCAAGUGCCUGACUGGAGAUGGCCAAGCCCAUUCCUCAUGUGCAAAGAAUUUCCCGAGCAGCCGCAGCCGCUGCAGCUGGAACUUGUCUCCAGAUGGGUCGUUCCGAGGGAAACCAGCGUCUCCUGUCUCCUCCUGCAGACAUGGGCUGGCGUCCGAGCCCUGGAUCCCCUGCCCUGGCUUGGCUUCCUCUGGAGGGGAGAUAAGGGGCUCCUGGCAUCUUGUAGGCUGAAGAACCCGCCCAGCACGCUGACAGGGAGGCGCCAGAGGCAGCCGCAGACCUUCCUCAGCCCCUGCAGCCCCCUCCCCUCUUGCUGCAGAAAGAAGCCCUCAGGGCCCAAGGUCGACCCACCCAGCCUGGGGGCUGCUCUGCAGCUGUGGCCCACUCCAGCCAACCCGGGAGUGGCUCCGAAGUGUGCCCAGCACAUAGGGAGGGCUCACUCCUGGGGGCACCGUCUCCCAGUCAGAGCCAGCUGGAGCUGGGCACAGCCAAGGAAGAGCAAACGUGUUCUGUCCUUGACUCCUUCUCCAAGUUUGUGAUGGCAUCUGCCAUGGGCCGGACAGGGGGACACGAGAGUGAGCGAGUGGACGUGGCUGCCCUCUGGAACCUUCCAGGGCGGGAUGGCAGGUGUGGAGAGGCACACAGGGAAACCCUGGGGUCUCACCAAGGUGCAGGCGAUGCAGAAAGGGCCAGGGAGUUCCCAGAGACUGUCAGGGGCUCCCUGGGUGGGGGCAGAGACCCCCACCCCGCCCCUGGCACCUCCAGCACCAUGGGUGCCCUGGCUAGGGAUGCCUUCCUGUCUGAGGUCAGAGCUGCAAACCGGUGGCUGCAGUUACCCCACCAUGUUUUUUAAAAUUGGAACAAUUCAUGUAAAAGCCCAGAUGUAUUUUUUCUUGAAAAAAAUUGACAGCCAAAUGUGA